Molecule: messenger RNA, 1302 nt
Organism: Peniophora sp. CBMAI 1063
Lineage: Eukaryota; Fungi; Basidiomycota; Agaricomycetes; Russulales; Peniophoraceae
Source: the annotation of a GenBank genome assembly
AUGCCUAACGACCACGAGGCGCCACCCGCAUCACAAAAGGAGCAGCAGGACUCGCUCGAGGAGAAGAUCUUGCCUUCCACGGACUCCCAGGCGGCUCAGUUCAAAGAAGGCGGGGUGAAGGGCUGGACAACUGCAUUGGGAGGUUGCCUCGUCUUGAUAUGCACGGUUGGAUACGCAAACGCCUAUGGCGUCUACCAGGAUAACUACACGAGGUUGCACGGCGUCAGCGCCUCUCGAGCCAGUUGGAUAGGCUCCGUCCAACUGUAUUUCAUGAUCGCGGGCGGGUUGGGCUCUGGACGGCUUUUGGACAUGGGCUACUUCCGCCAUACAGUCUUGAUAGGCUCGCUUCUCUACACGUUCUCGCUGUUCAUGGUGUCAUUAGCCCACCCGGAAAAGUACUACCAAAUCUUCCUUUCCCAAGGCUUAGGGAUGGGUCUUGGAAGUGGCCUCAUUUACGUGCCCACGAUGGCCGUGCAGUCUCACCACUGGACAACCCGGCGCCCAGCUAUCAUGGGCUUUGUCUUCCUCGGCAAUUCGAUCGGGGGGGUCAUCUUCCCCAUAAUGCUCAACAAGUUAUUCAACGGUUCGGCCGGGUUCGCCUGGGGAGUACGCGCAAGCGCCUUCAUCGUGCUGGGUCUAUUACUUCUCGCCAACGUCCUGAUGCAUCCUCGAAACGCGAUAACGUCAAGUGAGAAGCCGAAACCGAACUUGGCCAGUUAUUUCACGGAUUGGCCAUACAUCUUCACGAUAGCCGGGGCGUUCUUCGUCCUAUUCGGCUUGUUCUUCCCAUACUUCUACUUGCAACUCUUCUCAGUCUUACACGGUCUGGAUAAUACCUUCGCUUUCUACACGAUCGCCAUUCUCAAUGCUGCGGCGUUGCCAGGCAGAAUCGUGCCGAAUUUGUUCGUUCCACGGUUUGGCAUCUUCAACGUGCUGGCGUUCUGUAGUGUUGCCUGCUUUGCACUGAUGUUUGCCAUGUUCGGCACCACAUCCGUGGCGAGCGUCACCGUCUUCGCCAUUCUAUAUGGAUUCUUCUCGGGAGCGUUUUUUACUCUAAUCACGGUGGCCGUUGCCACGCUCGCGCGGGAACCUAGCGAAGCUGGCUCACGCCUAGGGUUGGCAUACUUUCUCGCAUCUAUCGGGCUGCUCGUGGGUAAUCCUAUCGACGGCGCUCUGCUCGGCAGCACAUUCCCGUGGUCAAGGGCCAUCAUCUUCAGUGGGGUCAUGAGUGUUGCGGGGACCAUCUGCGUUCUGGUAGCACGUCAUUUUGUGGUGAAGCGCAAGGGCACACAGUUUGUCUGA